GUGCAGCCGUCAAGAGCUUCCAUAUGUAUGCAUAGAAGUGAGAGAGAGAGAGAGAGAGAGAGGAAAGUACUACUGCAGGUGGGUUUAAUUAAUUAAUUGUUCGAAAGCGUCCCUUUUGGAGCACUGAUGGGUGCUUCCGCAGAACCCUCGUCCCUUCUUGCCCACGAGUUGCAGCGCUUGUCAAGAGACGGGGGAAGAAGCAUUUAUAAUCGCAGCAGAGCGGACACUGCCGCCAUGAUCACGACGAGAAGCAGCAGAAGCGGCAUCGUGAUGAUGGGGAGCAAGAAGAAGUGUGGAAGAUUAAUCCGGACGACGAAGAGGAGGCGGCGCAUGAUUAAUAUGAAUGGAAUAUUCGAGAAAAGGGUGAGAAGAUUGAGGACACUUGUUCCAAAGAAGAGGGAUGAACAUGAUGAUGAUGAGGAGGAGGAGGAGGAGGGGCUUGCCCUUGCAGGGCUGUUUGGAGAGACUGCGGAAUACAUCAUGUGUCUGCAAAUGAAAGUGAAGCUCAUGCAGGCCAUGGUAAACCUACUUUCAAGUUGUGAUGGAUGAUGAUGAGCAUUGAUUCUUGUUUCUUAUUCAUUUGUAAAUUAAGGUUGAUUCUGUCUGCCUGCCUGUCUGUCUGUCUGUCUGUCACUAGAAUUAUUGUGGGAUGAUAAUAGCUGGACAUUAAUCCAGACAAUUCUAGAUAGAUUCUAUCCAAAUAAAUUUAUUGUAAUCCAGAUUAAAAUAAGAAUAA
Diospyros lotus (date-plum) is the source of this 736-nucleotide messenger RNA. RefSeq lists its product as uncharacterized. The record is from RefSeq and is a predicted model, not a curated record. NCBI's taxonomy places the organism in Eukaryota, Viridiplantae, Streptophyta, Magnoliopsida, Ericales, Ebenaceae. The coding region runs from base 127 to 549 and encodes 140 amino acids. The transcript has a single exon. Gene Ontology annotation, biological process: regulation of DNA-templated transcription.